AUGACUCUUCGCACAGCAGACAGCUACAAAACCAGGUUUAACUGCCAGACAGAGCCUCUUUGUCGGUGCUAUUCUCCUGCAGACAAUACGAAGUACGGGACAAUAAACUGCUCUUACAUGAACUUGACGUCGGUGCCUCGAUUUGUUCCAUCAACUGUCUACAUUACCCAAGUGGAUUUAAGAAACAAUAACAUUCGACGUGUGGACGCUUUGGCCUUUGUUAAUCUAUCCUUGGCGUCGACAGUGGACAUUUACCUGGAUGAAAAUCCCAUAGAGGUUAUGGAUGACAUGGCCUUUGGUGGCUUGCACAAUAACUCGGUGAAUCUGCAUCUGCGAUCCACACAACUGAAAGUGUCACCCAAGGCGCUUACUGGCUUCAAUAAUCUUUAUUCCUUAACCACAGACCUACCCCUGGACUCUGGUAUCUCUGCAGAUCUUGGUUCCGUUAAACUGUUAAAUCUCUACAACGGAUCAUUCGGCCAUGCCCUAAAUGGCACUUGUCAUUUUCCGAACCUUGAGUUCUUGAUGAUGACGUACGUCUCUUUCCCGAUUUACGUUUCGCCGUUUUCACAAUGCACGAAACCUAUGACUAGUUUACGUUACGUCUCUUUAUACUUUACGGCUUUGCCAGUGGUACCAAAUUUAGGUAAACUCUUCCCUUACUUGACAGGGCUGUCUUUACGCUAUGAUGACGUCUACGCGCUUUCUACAGACAUCAAUCUACCGAACCUCACCCGCCUGGCUUUGUCAGAUAAUAAAUUAACGUCCGUUCCAUGGCUUUCAAGCAAUUUCGAGCGUCUUCAAAAACUGGAUCUGAGUAACAAUCGAAUAUCUGUAAUCUUGUCAGGUUCGUUUUCAGGGCUGAGUCACCUAACGAACCUGGAUUUGUCCGGCAAUCCGAUUUCUGUUAUCGCGGAAGAUGCAUUUAAGGCGACACCUAAACUGAACCAUUUUAAUUUGUUUCAAGGCGAAAUGACGACUGUACCUAGAGCUAUCCGCCAUCUGACACAACUUUACAUCAACGUUGCAUCUAACCCUAUCCAGUGCACGUGUGAUCUCGCGUGGCUUCACCAUGCUGUGACAUCGUGGGAUAUUCGCAUUUCUGGAUUUUGUCAAAACGCACAACAUACUAUCAAUGACUAUAUUUCCUUGAUUGUUGCGUAUUGCCAGGUUCAGCCCAUUGGAUAAUAACUUAAU
Molecule: messenger RNA, 1197 nt
Organism: Liolophura sinensis
Lineage: Eukaryota; Metazoa; Mollusca; Polyplacophora; Chitonida; Chitonidae
Product: slit homolog 1 protein-like
Exons: 1
Coding region: 1-1188 (395 amino acids)
Molecular function (GO): protein binding
Source: RefSeq, a predicted model, not a curated record